AGACAUCAACAGUCCAGCCGUAGCAUCCUGUUUACCUGGUCUGAUCGCAGUCGUGAUUACACGUCUGUCAACAUGCAGUAUAAUCGACAUCGCGUCCGCAUGAAAGGUUUUUGGUGGUGAUCGUUUUUUCUUUUUCACUAAAGAGAUAGACGACUUCUUGAAACGAGGACACAAACUGGACACUUUGGACUUUUAUUUGUUGCUCUGCUCCAAAAAUAACAUUACUAUAAAAGGAUGUCCGACACGAACAUUUAGUCAAUGAGAUUAUUCGUUAUUCAACAUAACAUUUACUGACAGCUACACCAGCUCACCUUGAAAAGGAUAGACGGGAGCAAAACUUGAACCUCAUGCCUCAACAAAGUAAUUCGUGAGGCAAACCUUUCCCCCGCACCAGUGCUCAAUAGACCAGCAUGGAGAAAGGGGUCAGAACAAGAUUAGAAACUGGAGCGGCAGAUGAAAAAGACCCUCUCCCUCAAGGAAAUGCACCAAUGUCAGGGAGCGGGGACUUAGGACAUGAAUGUUGCAAACGUAAUGGCUUGAUCAAUACUCAUAACUUAAUGGUGGAGACUAAGGAAGGACUGGUGACUGUCUAUUCUGCCCCACAGUAUCAGGGCCAUGUGGUGUCCAAGGACAAAAAUGGGACACAGGAUGGUAGAGGGCCCCAACAGUUGCUAAACCCUAGCACCCUGCCCCAAGCUAUAGACCCUUACAACAGACCCAACCUCAUUCUUUAUCCCGAGAGCAUGUUGAGAGCAUGGGGUGAAGGAGGGGACUGCUGCGAGACCACCUUUAUUGAGGACAUGACCCCUGCCUCUUCUGGAACAGCUAUCGCUAAAGAUGGAUUUCUGUUCACUGACAGCAAGCUUCUAGAUCUCUCUAUGGAAGAUGCCAAGAUCCAGACACUGUCCUAUGAUGUAGAUGAUGAUGAUGAUGAUGAAUUUCCAGAACUUGAGAGUGAGUACUCAAGUGACUCAGAGAGCGAGGACAAUUUCCUCAUGAUGCCCCCCAAGGACCACAUGGGCCUCAGCGUCUUCUCCAUGCUCUGCUGUUUCUGGCCCCUUGGCAUUGCAGCGUUCUACUUGUCUCACGAGACAAACAAAGCGGUGACUAAAGGGGACUUCCACCAUGCCAGCUCCAGCUCCAGACGUGCGCUUUUCCUCGCUGUGCUGUCUAUCACCAUUGGGACUGGCAUCUACGUGGGUGUGGCAGUGGCUCUCAUUGCAUACCUCUCCAAAAACAAUCACUUGUAGCCUUCCCAAGCACACCCCAAUCUUACCUUUCAGCAGACGGACAGAGAAUGGUUCACUUCAAGGCCAGCUUAGCUCUCUGGGGAAAAAAGCAACAGUCACGAUAUGGGACUCACCAGCAAUGUGUUCCACUCCUGCACUUUUAAGAGUUGCCCCAUUUGAUUUAGAAGAUUGUCAUUUGUGUAAACGACCUGAUCACCUUUCAGCAUUUUUCUAUCAUGUGACAUCAUCAGUAUUGUUUGUUAUGCUCACUGUUUAUGAAAGGGGAAAUCUAAUGCUACUCACAUUAAAUUUGCCAGUUAAAGUCAAAAUGAAAUCCAAAUUGACCCUAUUUACUUAGGUAAUACACAGACAGAAACAGCAUAUUUCGCAAUCAACAUAUAAGUUGUUCAAAAAUUCUCUUAACAGUAUAAAACAUACUUAGUCAUGCCCAAUUUUCACUAUCAAUUAAUUCCCAAUGGAUAAUAAUAAUAAUAGUAAAAAAAAAAAAAAAAAAAGUCCCAUUCCACAUUUUCCUUUGUUGAAUAUCCUUUUUCACUUGCAAAUACUUCCGAUUGCAGUAGUAAAAUGAAUUACAAACAGGGUUUCAUGUUAACUUUCAUCUCAGAUUGUCACAAACACUAUUUGGUAUUUGGUCAAAUAUCUAAACAGUCAGUGGUUUUAUUGAAUGUUUUUUGGAGGUGCGUGAUGUUUAUCGAGAACACUAUCUAUAUGAAGUGCCACAGUGCUUUCAAGCAUUUUUAAUAAGAGCUACUGAAUCUAAAGUUAUGUGACUCUCUUUUGAUAUUACAGACACUAAAUGAACAAAGCCAUAUGGAUGGAUUGCUCAAACCUGUGCGUGGACUUUUUUUUUUCAGAAUGUAUGGAUGGAGUCAUUCUUGUGGGGCUGUAAUAUUCAAUCUUAAUGUCUCUGUAAAUACGUCCUGAUGCUUUCGGUUUCAAUGUUAAUGUAUAAAGCUGUAACAACUGUCAAAUUUUCUCCCAUAAUCUGGGAACCACCUUUAGCCAGCAAGCUUAUGCUAA
Molecule: messenger RNA, 2270 nt
Organism: Xyrauchen texanus (razorback sucker)
Lineage: Eukaryota; Metazoa; Chordata; Actinopteri; Cypriniformes; Catostomidae
Product: synapse differentiation-inducing gene protein 1-like
Exons: 4
Coding region: 411-1250 (279 amino acids)
Biological process (GO): synaptic vesicle clustering; positive regulation of synapse assembly
Cellular component (GO): postsynaptic density membrane; intracellular membrane-bounded organelle; excitatory synapse
Source: RefSeq, a predicted model, not a curated record